Messenger RNA from Kluyveromyces marxianus DMKU3-1042, 246 nucleotides. RefSeq names its product Ego2p (gene EGO2). Bases 1 to 246 code for a protein of 81 amino acids. The transcript has a single exon. The record is from RefSeq and is a predicted model, not a curated record. Lineage: Eukaryota; Fungi; Ascomycota; Saccharomycetes; Saccharomycetales; Saccharomycetaceae.
AUGUCUAUGAGUCUCAAUCUAGCUGAAAUGGUCCCCAAUGCUAUUGGAAUGAUAGCCUUUGACAAUGACGGUCAAAUUAUCGAGGCUGUAGGAAUUGGCAAAGAAAGAAAAGAAGAUGUGCUACAAUUGCAACAAGUUGAACUUGAUGACGAAGGAUUUGGGUUAUUGGAAUAUGACAACAUCCAAGUUUUAAUAUAUAAGAAAGAAGAGAAGACUGUUGCUGUAUAUACGCAUUCCGGAAAAUAG